GAAAGGUACCAACAACCAGCAAACGCUCAAAGCUAUAUUUACCAGAAAUCUUAAUUGUAAUUCCAUAGAUCUUUGUUUCCUGCAUGUAACUACGUUUGUGUCUCCUUGACGGAAAGAUGAACCUGAUGAUUCGCCCCAGCACUACCACAUUCUUCUUUUCAUUUUCACUCUUUUGUCUUACCAUUCUAGUCGUCGUCGUCGAUUCUUACAAUCCCGUUGAACUCUUCAGUAUCAACUGUGGCUCUAAUGGAAAUUCUUCCGUAGGAAACAGGACAUGGAUUGGAGACAUUGAUUCAAAGCUUUUGUCGUCUUCACAAGACAAAUCCAGUGCUGCCACAGCAAUCAAUCAAUCUCCUUCCAUCAUUCAGGUUCCAUACACAACAGCUCGUCUCUCUCGCUCUAAGUUCAUCUAUUCUUUCCCUGUUACUCCUGGUCAGAAAUUCGUUCGCCUUUUCUUCUACCCAACCUCAUACCCAGGUUUUGAUUCCUUCAAUGGCUUAUUCACGGUGGAAUCCGGUGGGUUUACUCUGCUUAAGGACUUCAACGCUUCCCUCAAUGCUCUGACUGAAGGCAGAGACACAUUGUUUAGAGAAUAUUGCGUCAACGUGGAUGAUGGUGAGAGUCUCAAUUUGACCUUCACGCCAAACUUGACGAACCCAGAUUACUAUGCUUUCAUCAAUGGAAUCGAGAUCGUGUCCAUGCCUACUAAUCUUUACUACACGGAAUCUGAUGGUCAAGGGGUUCCAUUUGUGGGUCAUGAUGGAAGCUUUUUCAUAAUCGGCAAUAACUCUGCUUUGGAAACAGAGUAUCGGCUCAACGUGGGUGGAAAAGCAAUAUCUCCUGAUUACGACACAGGAAUGCUCAGGUCCUGGGAACCAGAUGACAAUUUUUCGAUGAUUGCACAUUAUUUACCUAUUCAAUUUCCUGAGGCGAAUCUCACCUACACCAUGGAACCUGAUUACACAGCACCUGUCGAUGUCUAUGGAACCGCAAGAUCUAUGGGAAGAAACGCUUGGAACAACAUAAGUAACAUCACUUGGGAAUUCUCUGUUGAUUCUGGGUUUACAUACGUGGUUAGGCUUCACUUUUGCGAGCUUGACCCAAACAUUACGAACCCCAGUGACCGAGCGUUCUUCAUCUACAUAGCGGGACAGGUAGCUGAUGAUCGCGCAGAUGUUUUGAGAUGGGCAAAGCAAAAAGGGGUUCCGGUUCAUAGAGACUAUGCUGUUUUUAUAGUAGGAAAUCAGAAUAAGGCUAAGCUUUCGGUCCAAAUGCAUCCUCUCCGAGACAGCCAAACUAUCUACAGCGAUCCGUCGUUGAACGGACUUGAAAUUUUCAAAAUCAGCGACCCAAAAAGCAAUAAUCUCGCCGGACCCAACCCUGACCUUCGCCCUCUUCGUCGGGCGACACCGUUUGUUGAGAAGUCCAAAAGAGGUAGUAGAAAUACGAAGACAAUAGUCGGUGUCGUUGUCGGCGUGGUUGCCGGAAACGUUUUGCUCUCUUUUAUUGCUUUCUUCCUCAUCAUACAAGGGAAGAGAGUCAAGGAUUCAAAAUCCAAUGUCGCCGCCUCCAAGUGGGGUCCACUUGUGUAUAUUACAUCCAAAUCAACCAACACGACUGCCUUAUCUGUGCCAUCUGAUCUCUGCCAUUACUUUUCAAUCACUGAGAUUAGAGCCGCCACCAACAACUUCGACGAACUCUUCAUCAUUGGGAUCGGAGGAUUCGGCAACGUUUACAAAGGCUACAUCAACGACGGUACCAUUCCGGUGGCGAUCAAGCGGCUCAAACUGAAUUCUCAACAAGGGGCCCACGAGUUCAAAACCGAGAUUGAAGUGCUCUCACAGCUUCGCCACCGUCAUCUAGUAUCUCUCAUCGGUUACUGUAACGAAAACAACGAGAUGAUCCUAGUCUACGAUUUCAUGGCUAAUGGGACCCUCGGUGACCAUCUAUAUAACACCGAUAACCCACCUCUUACGUGGAAGCAAAGGCUUCAGAUUUGCAUAGGAGCAGCAAGGGGAUUGCAUUAUCUCCAUGCAGGUGCGAUGCACACUAUCAUUCAUCGUGACGUGAAGACUACCAAUAUCUUAUUGGACGAGAAAUGGGUCGCCAAGGUUUCCGACUUCGGACUAUCCAGGAUCGGACCAACGGGCAUGUCGAAGGCUCACGUCAGCACGGUGGUGAAGGGCAGUGUCGGGUAUUUGGACCCGGAAUACUACAAACGUCAACGUUUGACUGAAAAGUCUGACGUGUACUCCUUCGGCGUGGUUCUGUUUGAGAUAUUAUGCGCCAGGCCGGCAUUGAUCCGUACGGCGGAGAAGAAACAGGUGUCACUUGCUGAUUGGGGUAAGCAUUGCUACCAAAUGGGGUCGCUGGCUCAGAUUGUGGACCCAGCUUUGACGGGAAAGAUAUCGCCGGAGUGCUUGAGGAAGUUCAGCGAGAUAGCUGCGAGCUGUCUGCUAGACGACGGGACCCAGAGGCCAUCCAUGAACGACGUCGUAUGGGGGCUGGAGUUUGCGUUGCAGCUACAAGAGAAUGCAGAACAACAGACGAGCGAAUUAAAGAGGAAGUGAAGAGUUUGGAGGAGAUAAGAGCACCGAGUAUAGUCAAGAUGAUUUGUUCAGCAGUAGUGCAUCCAGUUUCUUGCUUAUAUCGAAUUAUCAGACACAUCUGUAGAAUACUGGAAUCAGAGAAAGAAAAUUUAACGAAGGGGAAAUUAAGGAAAUGAGAUUUUAUAUAUUGAUUGUAUUAAGAAUGGAGGAACCGUUACGUAUCGAUCAUGUGUCUCUUCACUUUCCAACAAUCGUUAUGUUCAUGUUUAAUGCAAAUAUACACUGAC
Messenger RNA from Prosopis cineraria, 2836 nucleotides. RefSeq names its product receptor-like protein kinase FERONIA. Gene Ontology annotation, cellular component: plasma membrane; plasmodesma. The record is from RefSeq and is a predicted model, not a curated record. Gene Ontology annotation, biological process: protein autophosphorylation. The coding region runs from base 117 to 2570 and encodes 817 amino acids. Gene Ontology annotation, molecular function: ATP binding; transmembrane receptor protein tyrosine kinase activity. The transcript has a single exon. NCBI's taxonomy places the organism in Eukaryota, Viridiplantae, Streptophyta, Magnoliopsida, Fabales, Fabaceae.